Symphalangus syndactylus (siamang) is the source of this 8304-nucleotide messenger RNA. It is a transcript of the gene CD38, whose product is annotated as CD38 molecule. Gene Ontology annotation, molecular function: NAD+ nucleosidase activity, cyclic ADP-ribose generating; phosphorus-oxygen lyase activity. Gene Ontology annotation, biological process: positive regulation of B cell proliferation. Lineage: Eukaryota; Metazoa; Chordata; Mammalia; Primates; Hylobatidae. Gene Ontology annotation, cellular component: plasma membrane. The record is from RefSeq and is a predicted model, not a curated record.
UUCAUUACUGCUACCGCAGCCAUUGUAACUGUUCUCCAUCCUUAUCCUCCUACAAUUUAUUCUCAAUACCAAAGCCAGAUUGAGCCUUUAAAAUAAUAUGCCCAAUCAAGUCAUUUGGUGACCUUGUAGGGGUUAAAGAUAAAAUGCACAUGAAUGGGUUAAAAAUAAAAUACAAAAACAGACACAUAGACACCAAUGAAACAGAAUAGAGAUCUCAGAAAUAAGACUUCAUAUCUACAACCAUCUGAUCUUUGACAAACCUGACAAAAACAAGCAGUGGGGAAAGGAUUUCCUUUUUAAUAAAUGGUGCUGGGAAAACUGGCUAGCUAUAUGCAGAAAAUUGAAACUGGAUCCCUUCCUUACACAUUUUUCAAAAAUUAACUCAAGAUGGAUUAAAGAUUUAAAAUGUAAAACCGAAAACUAUAAAAACCCUAGAAGAAAAUCUAAGCAAUAUCAUGCAGGACAUAGGCAUGGGCAAAUAAUUCAUAAUGAAAAUGUCAAAAGCAAUUACAACGAAAGCAAAAAUGACAAAUGGGAUCUAAUUAAACUCAGGAACUUCUGCACACCAAAAGGAACUAUCAUCAGAGUGAACAGACAAUCUAUAGCAUGGGAGAACAUUUUCACAAUCUAUCCAUCUGACAAAGGUCUAAUAUCCAGAAUCUACAAGGAACUUAAACUAAUUUACAAGAAAUAAACAACCCCAUUAAAAAGUGGGCAAAGGACAUGAACAGAUAUUUCUCAAAAGAAGGCAUUUAUACAGCCAACAAACAUAUGAAAAAAAGCUCAACAUCAUUGAUCAUUAGAAAAAUGCAAACCAAAACCACAAUGAGAUACCAUCUCAUGCCAGUCAGAAUGGCAAUUAUUAAAAAGUCAAUAAACAACAGAUGCUGGUGAGGCUGUGGAGAAAUAGGAACACUUACACUGUUGAUGGGAGUGUAAAUUAGUUCAACCAUUGUGGAAGACAGUAUGGGGAUUCCUCAAAGAUCUAGAACCAGAAAUACCAUUUGACCCACCAAUCCCAUUACUGGUUAUAUCCCCAAAGAAUAUAAAUCAUUCUAUUAUAAAGAUACAUGCAUGCAUACGUUCAUUGUAGCACUAUUCACAAUAGCAAUGACACGGAAUCAACACAAAUGCCCAUCAAUGACAGACUGGAUAAAGAAAAUGUGGUACAUAUACACCAGGGAAUACUGUGCAGCCACAAAAAGGAACGAGAUCAUGUCCUUUGCAGGGACAUGGAUGGAGCUGGAAGCCAUUAUCCUCAGGAAACUAACACAGGAACAGAAAACCAAGCACUGCAUGUUCUUGCUUAUAAGUGGGAGCUGAACAAUGAACACAGGGAGGGGAACAACACACACUGGGGCCUGUUGGGGAGCGUGGAGGGAGGGAGAGCAACAGAAAGAAUAGCUAAAACAUGAGGGGCUUAAUACCUAAGCGAUGGAUUGAUAGGUGCAGCAAACACCAUGGCACACAUUUAGCCAUGUAACAAAUCUGCACGUCCUGCACACGUAUCCCAGAACUUAAAACAAAAUAAAAUAAAAUAAGAUAAAAAAUAAAUAAAACACACAGUCCAAAAAGUCAUCCUUUUUUUUUUGAGACGGAGUCUCACUCUGUCGCCCAGGCUGGAGUGCAGUGGCGCAAUCUUGGCUCACUGCAAGCUCCGCCUCCCGGGUUCACGCCAUUCUCCUGCCUCAGCCUCUCCGAGUAGCUGGGACUACAGGCGCCUGCCACCACGCCCGGCUAAUUUUUUGUAUUUUUUAGUAGAGGCGGGGUUUCACGGUGGUCUCGAUCUCCUGACCUCGUGAUCCGCCCGCCUCGGCCUCCCAAAGUGCUGGGAUUACAAGCGUGAGCCACCGCGCCCGGUCUCAAAAAGUCAUCCUGUCUUACAGAGCCAUGGGUGAUCUGGUCUCCUGCUACUUUCCGAACUUCUGUUCUGUUUCCCUCAACCCUCUAGCCUAAAUAAAAUUGGCUUCCUUGCUGCUCUGGAGCAGGCCAAGAGCUUUUCUGCCUCAGAGUCUUUGCACCUGCCAUUUCCUCUGGGAAAUGUUUGCCCCAAGGGAGUUGGGUGACUUGAUCACUCACAUUACUUAGGUCUCUGUUUGAAUGUCACAGAUGUUCUCUUAACAAAGAAGAGGCAAGAAAAGCCACUUUAUUAUUUAUUAAACUCCCACAUAGAGUGCAGUAUUACUGUGUGCCAGACCCUGCUUCAAACACAUUCCAUGGACUAUAAAAUUGCAUCUCUGAGCAGCUCCUGGAGCUGGUAGUAACAACUUACAUUUACUGGGUGAUUACCAUGUGCCAGGUAUUGUGCUAAACACGUUGUAGAUAUUAACUCACUUAAUCCUCGUAACAAUCCCAUGAAGUAGGUACUGCUACUAUCCCGGCUUUACAUCUGAAGUACAGAGAGGUUAAGUAACUUGCCCCAUGUCAUCCAGCAAGAACUAAAUUUGAACCCAGAGCUUAGCCACUGAUGCCUCUUGAGAGAAGGAGUCAGACUUAAGUCGAGUCUUUAAAGGUGGUUGACCAGGCAUUUGUCAGAGUUAAGAAAGAGAGGUAGGGACAUCCUUUUCCAGGCAGAGGGCAUUGUGUGCACACACGUAUAGAAGCGGGCAGCCCACCCUCAUGCUUUCCAGGAAGCAAAUGUGGCUCAGGUGUGAAGUGGCCGGUUGAUGAAGGGAGUUAGCGAGGGAGUAUAAGGAUGUACUGUCUGCCCCCUUAGGACACCUGCAGAGGAUUAAGGUGGCUGUUUCUCCCUGGAGGUGGAGUGGGUGGGUCACUGCACAGGAGCCUAUAGUUGUUGGUCUUUUAAACUCUUAUUGGUGUAACCAGCCACGGAACUCUGAGGCAAGGGGUUGGGGGUGGGAAGGGAAACAGAGAAAAGGCAAGUGAAAGAGAAGGGGAGGUGCAGUUUCAGAACCCAGCCAGCCUCUCUCUUGCUGCCAAGCCUCCCGCCGGCCUCAUCUUCGCCCAGCCGACCCCGCCUGGAGCCCUAUGGCCAACUGCGAGUUCAGCCCGGUGUCCGGGGACAAACCCUGCUGCCGGCUCUCUAGGAGAGCCCAACUCUGUCUUGGCGUCUGUAUCCUGGUCCUGAUCCUCGUCGUAGUGGUCGCGGUGGUCGUCCCGAGGUGGCGCCAGCAGUGGAGCGGUCCGGGCACCACCAAGCGCUUUCCCGAGAUCGUCCUGGAGCGAUGCGUCAAGUACACUGAAAUCCGUCCUGAGAUGAGACAUGUAGACUGCCAAAGUGUGUGGGAUGCAUUCAAGGGUGCAUUUAUUUCAAAAUAUCCUUGCAACAUUACUGAAGAAGACUAUCAGCCACUAAUGAAGUUGGGAACUCAGACCGUACCUUGCAGCAAGACUCUUCUUUGGAGCAGAAUAAAAGAUCUGGCCCAUCAGUUCACACAGGUCCAGCAGGACAUGUUCACCCUGGAGGACACGCUGCUAGGCUACCUUGCUGAUGACCUCACAUGGUGUGGAGAAUUCAACACUUCCGAAAUAAACUAUCAAUCUUGCCCAGACUGGAGAAAGGACUGCAGCAACAACCCUGUUUCGGUAUUCUGGAAAACGGUUUCCCGCAGGUUUGCAGAAGCUGCCUGUGGUGUGGUCCGUGUGAUGCUCAAUGGAUCCCGCAGUAAAAUCUUUGACAAAAACAGCACUUUUGGGAGUGUGGAAGUCCAUAAUUUGCAACCAGAGAAGGUUCAGACACUAGAGGCCUGGGUGAUACAUGGUGAAAGAGAAGAUUCCAGAGACUUAUGCCAGGAUCCCACCAUAAAAGAGCUGGAAUCGAUUAUAAGCAAAAGGAAUAUUCAAUUUUCCUGCAAGAAUAUCUACAGACCUGACAAGUUUCUUCAGUGUGUGAAAAAUCCUGAGGAUCCAUCUUGCAUAUCUGAGAUCUGAGCCAGUCGCCGUGGUUGUUUUAGCUCCUUGACUCCUUGUGGUUUAUGUCAACAUACAUGACUCAGCGUACUUGCUGGUGCAGAGCUGAAGAUUUUGGAGGGUCCUCCGCAAUAAAGUCAAUGCCAGAGAUGGAAGCCUUUUUCCCCAAAGCCUUAAAAUAACUUAUAUCAUCAGCAUACCUUUUAUUGUGAUCUGUCAAUAGUCGAGACAAAUUAUUGUAUAAGAUUAGAAUGAAAAUUGUAUAUUAAGUUACUUCACUUUAAUUCUCAUGUGAUCCUUUUAUGUUAUUUAUAUAUUGGUAACAUCCUUUCUACUGAAAAAUCACCACACGAAACCUCUCUUAUUAGAACAGGCAAGUGAAGAAAAGUGAAUGCUCAAGUUUUUCAGAAAGCAUUACAUUUCCAAAUGAAUGACCUUGUUGCAUGAUGUAUUUUUGUACCCUUCCUACAGAUAGUCAAACUAUAAACUUCAUGGUCAUGGGUCAUGUUGGUUAAAAUUAUUCUGUAGGAUAUAAGCUACACGUCCUUGGUGCUUUACUUCUAACCCUUCCAACAGUGCUGUGAGGUUGGUAUUAUUUCAUUUUUUAGGUGAGAAAAUGGGAGCUCAGAGAGUUUAUAUAUUUAAGUUGGUGCAAAGGUAAUUGCAAGUUUUGCCACUGAAAGGAAUGGCAAAACCACAAUUACUUUUGAACCAACCUAAUAAUUAGCCAUAAGUCCUACAUUUAGUAUCAAGCUAGAGACUGAAUUUGAACUCAAGUCUGUCCAACUCCAAAAUUCACGUGCUUUUUCCUUCUAGGCCUUUCAUACCAAACUGAUAGUAGUUUAUAUUCUCUUCCAACAAAUGCUUGUUGGAUUAAAUUGACUAGAAUGGAAUCUGGAAUGUAGUUCUUCUGGAAGGCUCCAAAACACAUGUUUUUCUUCCCCUGUCUUCUUCCUCCUCUUCAUGCUCAGUGUUUUAUAUAUGUAGUUUACAGUUAAAAUAUACUUGUUCCUGAUACUGGCAGCUUAUGUUUUCUCUCUUUUUUCAUGGAUUAACCUUGCUCGAGGGCUUUAACAAUUGUAUUACUUUUUCAAAGAACCAAGCUUUAGCUUCAUUGAUUUUUUCUUUCUAUUUAAUUGGGUUUUGCUCUUAUCUUUAUCAUUAGAAACAUAGAAAUGCUUUCUAAUUUCUUUGGGUAGAUUUAUUUAUUCAGCUUCUUGAGAUGGAAGUUUAGAUCAUUGAUCCUUCAGCUCGUUUUCUUUUUGUAUACAUAGAUUUUAGAACGAUACAUUUUCCUUUGAGUUCUGCUUUAGCUGCAGCUAUUAUUUUUAUAUGCCUCUCUUUAUUAUCCUUCGGUUAAAAAUAUCUUUCAAUUCAUUGUUAUAUAAAAAUAUGUGCUUAGUUUUUAACAUCUGGAGAUUUUCUAGUUUUGAAAAAAACAUAAGCCAGGCAAGGUGGCUCCUACCUGUAUCCCCAGCACUUUGGGAAGCUGAGGCAAGAGGAUCGCCUGAGCUCAGGAGUUUUUACACCAGCCUGGGCAAAACAGUGAGACAUUAUCUCUAAAAAAAAUUACCUGGGUACCGUGUUGUGCACCUGUAGUCCCAGCUACUCCGGAGACUGAGGUGGGAGGAUUGCUUCAGCUUGGGAGGUUGAGGCUGCAGUGAGCGGUGAUCACACCACUGCACUCCAGCCUGGGUGACAGAGUGAGACCCUGUCUCUAAAAACAAAAAUAAAUAAAAUAAACCAUAUGUGUUGAAUAAAGCAUUAACAAAUUAAUUUCAGACUCCUUCAGGGAAUGACCACAAUUAUUGAAAAUAGCCUAAAUGUUGCAGUCAGGCAUUUCUAGAUUCGUAUUUUGACAUCGUGCUGUCAUCUUGAACAAAAUACCUAACCUUUCUGAACUUCAGCUUCCUUGCCACUCAAAUAAGGAUUACAAAACUUAUCCCUGUUAAAGUGUGGGAAGUACUAAAGACGACAGCAAAAACUGAGUCCAGCACAGAGCUUCCUAAAUAAGCAAGCACUCAACAGUGCUGGUUCCUUUCCUCCUCCCCUGCUUGACAAUCCAGUUUCCCACAGGAGCCUUUGUAGCUGUAGCCACCAUGGUCAGUCCAGGGAUUCUUCACUAGCCCUUUCUCCCCUGGCAGACAUCCUUGUGGGAGUUUAGUCUUGGCUUGACACGAGGAUGGGAGUUUGGGACCAGUUCUGAGUGAGAGUCAGACUUGCCCCAAGUUGCCAUUAGCUGCCCCUCCAGAAUGUCUUCAGAGUCGGGGCCUGGUCAGUCUACCGGGUGACCUGGCUGUUUUCCUCUUAACACCCUUUCCACUUUGGUUGCUGCUUUCUGGACUCAUCGAGUCCUUGCUCAACAGGAUACCCCUUGAAGUGGCUGCCUGGGCCACAUCCCCUUCCAAACAAGAAAUGGAAAUAUUAGAAAUCAAUUUUUGAAAUUUCCCCUAGGAAGACUUUUGAGUGUUCAAGUUCAGAGCCAGUGGAGACCUUAGGGGAGGCUGGUCACAAGGAUUUUGCACUGUGCUGUAGAGGGCCCCAAGGAACUACAGAGGUGGUGAGGGGCUGGGUGCUCUUUUCUCCGUGCAUGACCUUGUGUGUGUGUCUUCAUUACCACAAUGCCUCAUCUCUACCUCCUUUCCCUCUGUAGUUCCAGCGUGGGUAUCUUGGACAUCUCUAGCCCAAAGGACUUUCUGACCUACAUGUAUAAAUACCCCCUCACAACAUAUAUUAAUUUUCUUGUAAGUGACUUCUCUACUGGAUUACUGGUUGUUCAUACACCUCAUAUUUUACACGUAAAUCUACUACUCCCUGUCUCCCUACUCCAUUCUCAUGUGCUGUAGAAAAUUCUCUUACCAUCCCAACUUUCACCCACCAUCAUGCUUACCCAAAGGCUGUGGGAAUGACCUGGGCCCUAAUGCCCCUUUUCUAAAUUCCUAAGGCUCACCAUUUUCCUAUUGUAAUGGUUCUUGACCUUAUAAUGUUUGAGGCACCUUUUCAAAUAUAGUCCUUUGAUUUCAGACUGAAUACUUGAAAGGACACACACACACACACACACAUAUGUAAGUUCAUAUGACUGUAUACACCCCUCCACACACACACGUGCCUGUAUACAGUCAUAUGAUAUAUGCACAAACACACGUACACACGCCUGUAUACAUCAUAUGCCAACAGUGGGGAUAUGUUCUGAGAAAUGCAUCAUUAGAUGAUUUUGUCAUUGUGUGAACAUCAUAGAGUGUACUUACACUAACCUAGAUGGUAUAGCCUACUACACACCCAGGCUACAUGUUAUCACCUAUUCCUCCUAGGCUACAAACCUGUACAGCAUGUGACUGUACUAAAUACUGUGGGCAAUUUUAACCUGAUGGUAAAUGUUUGUGUAUUUAAACAUAUCUAAACAUAGAAAAGAUACAGUAAACAUGCAGUAUUAUAAUCUUAUGAGACCAUCAUCAUAUACGUGGUCCAUUGUUUGGUCCAUCAUUGGCUGAAGAGUGGUUAUGCGACACAUGACUGUAUAUAUACUUUCCUGUUACAAAAACAGUGUCUCUCAAUCCACAGUAAUUGCAGCAUCCAGUAGGUCUUACUUUAGCCCUGAGUCACCAUUUGUGUCAACGUGUUUAGUGCCAUGUCCACGUCUCUCGUGUAACUGGCAGAGCUAUCAAAUAUUUUGGCAAAACGCAUUGUUUCUUUGGCUUUGUCUUGGCAACUUUCUGUGCCUUUUGUAGCUCUUGUUUGGAAGAAGCUCAACCCAUGUCUGCACACUGUGAUACAAGGGGGACAGCAUCGACUUACUUCUUGGUGCCUUAUUCCUCCUUAGAACAAUUCCUAAAUCUGUAACUUAAGUUUCUCAGGAAGAUUCUAUACUGCACAGAAAAACUGCUUUUAUGGGUUUUUAAAAGGCAAGUUGUUAUAGGUGCUGGAUAAUUUUUAUGUAUGACCGAUAAAAAUUGUAUAAAGUAAAAUAUUAAAAUACACCUAGAAUACUGUAUAACUUUAAGUCAUUUUAUCAACACAUUGCUAAUCCAGAUAUUUUCCCACAGUUUUUCUUAGAAUAACAAAGCAGCUAAUUUACUUAUACUAUGAAUAGUCAUCAUUUUAAUAUAUAUUUUAAGCAAUCCACCAAGAACUCAGUAGGCAGCUGAGAGGUGCUGCCCAGAGAAGUGGUGAUCAGCUUGGCCUUAGUUCACACACACAAAGCACAACAGGCUUUGAACUAUCCCCUAACAGGGCAUUUAUUCUUGAACUUGAUUCAGAGAGGCACACAUUACCAUUCUCCAAUCACAAUGCAAGUAGCACAAGGCAGUGGAAACUAUGGAAUUAAGAGGCAGGUGAUGCAUUGGGCAAGUUUAUUAACAUCUGUGACUCUCUAGUUUGAAGUUUAUCUGUAACAGACAAAAUGAAUUAUACAAACAAUAAAAGUAUCAUAAAGAA